AGAGGGAACAGGAAGAAGAAGAAGAAGAAGAAGUCUAUGGGAGGGAGCCGAGUUGCCUGUGGGGAAUUCUGCCGUGACGUAAUUCUACUUCCGCUUGCCGGUUUGAUGUUUCCCGUGUUCCACUGGUUCUGAUGCUGCGAGCUGAUCGAAACUAACCGAGGAAAAGCUGACCGACCCCAGUUUCCUUUAUUUAUUUAUUUUAAAAGAAAUGACCUCAGGUUCAACUUGUUCCGUUGCAGACUGCCACAACAAUUCCAAGAAACUGAAAAAUUUAUCGGAAACCGUUUGUCUUAAGCACCAGAAACUACGCCGAGAAUGCCCGUGCCCUGCGCCCUACGCCCUGCACUCCAUGCCGAGGAAGGAGCAGCGAAAGCUGGCGUGGCUCGCGGCUUUAAAGCUAAAACAUCCUCCGAAGAGAGUGUAUGUUUGCUCCUACCACUUCGUCGACAAACAUCCGACAGAACUGCACCCCGAUCCGGAACUUUAUCUGGGUUAUUACCGACCUCCUCCUCCUGCGAAGAGGCCAAUGCUCGUCCCCCCAAAGUUCACCCAGACGGAUGAAAACGUCGAGAAUGGGCCUCACUGCACAUCGGGUUUGACUUCACCUGCCUCAGACCAGAUCGGACCAGCAUCUCAAGUCCUGCACAGUCCCCCUGACCUACAGAAGUGCUCGGUCCAGACACAGUGGGAAGACCUUGCACUACAGGAUCAUGAUUACUGCGAGACGGACUAUAGCCACGACGUGCAGGAUGAGAUUGGCUACUUCACGCUUCAAAAUGAUGCAGACGCUUUGCUCUACAUCGGCAUAGCCUUAAAAACAUUUAACACGCUUGUGUCAACACUGGAAGGACAUGCCAAUAAUUCACUUCCACUGCCGGUGAAAGAUCAAGUUCUCAUGACACUUAUGAAAUUAAAGACCAAUCAGGUCGUCGGCCAUCUGAGCAGACGGUUUCAUACUUCACAGAGCAUGGCUAGCAAGAUCAUCUCAUACUGGAUUGACAAACUGGAUGAAGUUUUGCGACCUCUAAUUCCAUGGCUUCCCAGAGAAACCAUUCGUGCAACCAUGCCUGCAGUAUUUAAGGGGAACUUCCCUAACGUAACAUGUCUUCUAGACUUCAGCGAAAGCCUUUUACAAAAACCCGAAAACCUUAAUUCCAGACGGGAAUCACACAGCCAUUAUUAUUCACAUAACACAGUGAAAUACCUGGUAGCUGUUGCCCCGUGCGGACUGAUUAUGUUUGUUUCUGCCGCGUAUGGGGGGCGAUGUAGUAACAAAUUCAUCACCAGGGACUCGAGAAUAUUGGACUACUUGGUGCCUGGAGAUGAGGUUGUGGCAGAUGGAGGCUUUACCAUAAAAGAUUUGCUGUUGGAGAGAAAGGUGAAGUUGGUGCUGCCUUCUUUUACAAAGGAGCUUGGGCAGCUACCUGAGGAACAGGUGACAAACACUGGACCGACUGCAAACGUAGUAUUUCACGUGAGAAGAGCAGUUGGACGUUUGAAAGAUUACAAAAUACUUUCACAGGUUGUCCCGAUCACCAUGACUCCUAAAAUAGAUAAGAUCCUGAGAAUCUGUGCAGCUAUGGUGAACUUAGGAGGAUCUCAUUCGUGAUUUAAACCAAUAUGACGUUGAAUCAUGAGUGGACCCUACAAACAGGGCUAUGAGGACUGAACACACACUAUACUGUAUACGGCUAUCGAAUAAAAUGGCGUCAUAAUAUUCAA
Molecule: messenger RNA, 1722 nt
Organism: Mugil cephalus (flathead mullet)
Lineage: Eukaryota; Metazoa; Chordata; Actinopteri; Mugiliformes; Mugilidae
Exons: 2
Coding region: 209-1609 (466 amino acids)
Source: RefSeq, a predicted model, not a curated record